Eruca vesicaria subsp. sativa (arugula) is the source of this 1479-nucleotide messenger RNA. The record is from the annotation of a GenBank genome assembly. NCBI's taxonomy places the organism in Eukaryota, Viridiplantae, Streptophyta, Magnoliopsida, Brassicales, Brassicaceae.
AUGGUAACCAGAAUCAAUGUCUUGUUUAUCUUCCUAUUCACGACGAUAUUUUUCAAUACUUCCAACAUAACCCAAGCAAGACAACAUAAAAACCCUAGUUCCUCAUCAUCUUCCUUUCUUGUUCUUGCCUUGACCAAAUCAAGUGUUUCGCUUCCCACACCAAAGUCUCAAACCCAAGAAAGAAUCAAGAAGCCUUUAGAAUCAUCAAUAGGUGCUGAAAUGGAGCCCUUGAGAGAAGUGAGAGAUGGUUAUUUGAUAACCUUAAACAUUGGAACACCUCCACAAGCAGUCCAAGUGUACAUGGACACAGGGAGUGAUCUCACAUGGGUCCCAUGUGGGAAUCUAAGUUUUGAUUGCAUAGAUUGUUACGAUUUUAUGAACAACAAUCUAAAAUCAUCGUCAGUCUUUUCUCCUCUUCACUCAUCCUCAUCUCUUAGAGCCUCUUGUGCUAGUUCUUUUUGCGUUGAGAUUCAUAGUUCAGACAAUGCUUUUGACCCUUGUGCAAUAGCUGGUUGCUCUGUGGGUAUGCUUCUCAAGUCCACUUGCUUAAGGCCUUGUCCCACCUUUGCGUAUACGUAUGGUGAAGGUGGUCUUGUCUCUGGAAUACUAACCAGAGAUAUAUUGAAGGCUCAAACAAGGGACGUCCCAAGAUUUUCCUUUGGGUGCGUUGCAUCCACUUACCACGAACCUAUAGGCAUUGCCGGAUUUGGAAGAGGUUUGCUAUCUCUCCCAUCGCAAUUAGGGUUUGUUCAAAAGGGAUUUUCUCAUUGUUUCUUGCCUUUCAAGUUUGUCAACAACCCUAACAUCUCAAGCCCUUUGAUCUUAGGAGACUCUCUUUUAUCCGGCAAUCUCACAAACUCUUUGCAGUUUACUCCCAUGUUGAAUACUCCAAUGUACCCUAACAGCUACUACAUUGGCUUAGAAUCCAUUACAAUAGGUACAAAUGUCACCGCCACACAAGUUCCCUUAACGUUGAAACAGUUUGAUUCACAAGGAAAUGGAGGAAUGUUGAUCGAUUCAGGUACAACUUACACACAUUUACCCAAUCCCUUGUACUCACAAAUCAUCACAAGUCUCCAGUCAACGAUCACAUACCCUAGAGAAACGGAAACAGAAUCAAGAACAGGCUUUGAUCUAUGCUACAAAGUCCCAUGUCCUAAUAACAAUCUCACUAGUCUCGAAAACGACGCAGUGAUGAUGUUUCCUUCGAUCACGUUCCAUUUCUUGAACAAUGCAGCCUUAACUCUUCCGCAAGGCAACUCGUUUUACGCAAUGAGUGCACCUAACGACGGUUCGGUUGUGAAAUGCUUGUUGUUUCGGAACAUGGAAGAUGGAGACUACGGUCCGGCCGGGGUUUUUGGGAGCUUUCAGCAGCAGAAUGUGAAGGUUGUUUAUGAUUUGGAGAAAGAAAGAAUAGGGUUUCAAGCUAUGGAUUGUGUCACGGAAGCUGUUUCACAUGGACUUUACCAAGGUUCGUGA